AUGGCUGUGGAAGAGUUGAUUGACCUUAAAUUCAGGCUUGCUGAUGGCACCGACAUCGGACCCAGCAAGUAUAGCCCUAGUACCACUGUUGGAUCUCUUAAAGAAAAGAUAAUUACACAGUGGCCUCAAGACAAAGAAAAUGGACCAAAAACUGUAAAUGAUGUGAAGCUUAUAAAUGCGGGAAAGAUUCUGGAAAACAACAGGACACUUGAUGAAUCCAGACUUCCAGCUGGUGAAGUUCCAGGUGGUGUCAUCACUAUGCAUGUUGUUGUGCGUCCUCCUGUUUUGGACAAAAACAAUGGUAAAUUGCAUGAUGAUUCUCCGAAGAAGAACAGAUGUACAUGCUCAAUACUGUAA
This is a messenger RNA of Ilex paraguariensis (yerba mate), 357 nucleotides long. NCBI's taxonomy places the organism in Eukaryota, Viridiplantae, Streptophyta, Magnoliopsida, Aquifoliales, Aquifoliaceae. The record is from the annotation of a GenBank genome assembly.